UUAGGGAACGACAAACUUGCGCAUGCCCAGUUGCCCUCCCUCCAGGAGCUAAUGAAUAUUUAACAACACUCGCGCUUUGAUUGGACCGAGUUUCCCGUGUUGUGUUUAGAGUCGGGCUGUUUGGGCACUGCUCCUCCGUAAAUUGACCAUCCGGCUGGUUGUCUGAGGACUGCUGUGCUUCUGUCAGUGGAGGACUCACAUCUGACUGAACAACAAUGGACGGAGGGCACCGCUAAGGAGCUGCAUCCAUGCUGUCUGGAGUUUACCGGGAAUAAUUUUGGAUUUGGUCGCUUGGUUUUAGGUUAAACAAGUCAGACCUUGUUUUAAACAGCGUGAACUUCCCCGAGGUUCGCUCAGACACUGGAUCGCAGGGAAUACGACAUCGAAGACUGCGACUGUUGUGAGGACAGAGGAUGGGGAGCCGGGGGCACUACCGGUACCACUGGCAGAGCCACAAUGUCAAACACAGCGGCGUGGAUGACAUGGUGCUGCUCAGCAAGAUCAAUGAGGACGCCAUCGUGGACAACCUCAAGAAGAGAUACAUGGAUGACUACAUCUUUACGUACAUCGGUCCCGUGCUCAUAUCUGUCAACCCCUUCAAGCAGAUGCCAUAUUUUGGGGAUAAAGAAAUUGAGAUGUAUCAAGGCGCAGCUCAGUAUGAGAAUCCUCCUCACAUCUACGCUCUGGCAGAUAACAUGUACAGAAACAUGAUGAUAGACCGUGAGAACCAGUGUGUCAUCAUUAGCGGCGAAAGCGGAGCAGGGAAGACUGUGGCAGCCAAAUAUAUCAUGGGCUACAUCUCCAGAGUGUCAGGCGGUGGACCGAGAGUGCAGCACGUCAAAGACAUCAUCCUGCAGUCCAACCCGCUGCUAGAGGCCUUCGGCAACGCCAAAACUUUGAGGAACAACAACUCCAGCAGAUUUGGGAAAUACUUUGAGAUCCAGUUCAGCUCCGGCGGUGAACCAGACGGCGGGAAAAUCUCCAACUUCCUUCUGGAAAAGUCACGUGUUGUCAUGAGGAAUCCUGGAGAAAGGAGUUUCCAUAUAUUCUACCAGUUGAUAGAAGGAGCCACCUCGGAGCAGAAGAAUAGCCUGGGAAUCACAAGCCUGGAUUACUACAGUUACCUCAAUCAGUCUGGCUCCUACAAAGUGGACGACAUCAACGACAAGAGCGACUUCCAGGAGACAAUGAAAGCCAUGGAUGUGAUUGGCAUUGCACCAGAGGACCGCUCCAUGGUGCUUCAGAUUGUAGCCGGAGUCCUGCACCUGGGAAAUAUCAGCUUCAAGGAAUCGGGAAACUACGCUGCUGUGGAGAGCGAAGAGUUUUUAGCCUUUCCUGCGUUUCUGCUGGGGAUUGACCACAUCCGUCUGAAGGAGAAACUGACGAGCCGAAAGAUGGACAGCAAGUGGGGAAGCGCGGUGGAGUCCAUCGACGUGACGCUGAACGUGGAGCAGGCGUGUUACACGCGUGACGCUCUCUCCAAAGCCCUGCAUUCACGUGUGUUUGACUUUCUGGUCGAGUCCAUCAACAAAGCCAUGGUGAAGGAUCAUCAGGAGUUAAAUGUUGGCGUGUUGGACAUUUAUGGAUUUGAAAUUUUCCAAAAAAAUGGGUUCGAGCAGUUCUGCAUCAACUUUGUGAAUGAGAAGCUCCAGCAGAUAUUCAUCGAGCUGACUCUAAAGGCGGAGCAGGAGGAGUAUGUGCAGGAGGGCAUCAAGUGGACUCCUAUAGAAUACUUCAACAACAAGAUUGUGUGCGAUCUCAUCGAGAGCAAAAAUCCUCCUGGCAUCAUGAGCAUCCUGGAUGAUGUUUGCGCCACCAUGCAUGCCGUGGGCGAGGGGGCCGACCAGACGAUGCUGCAGAAGCUCCGAGUCCAGAUCAACACCCAUGAACACUUCAACAGCUGGAAUCAGGGCUUCAUCAUCCACCACUAUGCUGGCAAGGUGUCCUACGAUGCGGAAGGUUUCUGUGAGAGGAACCGAGACGUCCUCUUUACCGACCUCAUCGAGUUGAUGCAGAGCAGUGAAAUUAGCUUCAUCAGAGCACUAUUUCCGGAAAACCUCAAUGCUGACAAGAAGGGUCGACCCACAACUGCAGGCAGCAAAAUAAAGAAACAAGCCAACGAUCUGGUGAGCACACUGAUGAAAUGCACGCCGCACUACAUCCGCUGCAUCAAACCAAAUGAGACCAAGAAGCCCAGAGACUGGGAGGAAAGUCGGGUGAAGCACCAGGUGGAGUAUCUGGGUCUGAAGGAAAACAUCAGAGUGAGGCGUGCUGGCUACGCCUACCGCAGGGUCUUCAGGAAGUUCCUCAACAGGUACGCCAUCCUGACCAAAGAAUCCUGGCCAACAUGGCGGGGAGACGAGAAACAAGGCGUCCUUCAUCUCUUACGGUCUGUCAACAUGGACCAGGAUCAGUUCCAGCUCGGCCGCACCAAGAUCUUCAUCAAAGCCCCCGAGUCGCUGUUUCUGCUGGAAGAGACGAGGGAGCGCAAGUUUGACGGCUACGCCCGGACCAUCCAGAAAGCCUGGAGGAAAUAUGUGGCCCGCAAGAAGUAUGUUCAGAUGAGGGAAGAAGCUUCCGAUCUGCUGCUGAACCGAAAAGAGAGGCGGCGACACAGCCUCAACAGAAACUUCGUAGGUGACUACCUCGGUAUGGAUGACCGGCCUGAGCUCCGGCAGUUUCUUGGAAAGAGAGAAAAGAUCGAUUUUGCAGACAAAGUCACAAAAUACGACCGUCGCUUCAAGGCAAUUAAGAGAGAUUUGAUCCUGACACCAAAAUCUGUGUACCUGAUUGGAAGAGAGAAGGUGAAACAGGGGCCAGAGAAAGGGCAGGUGACAGAGGUGCUGAAGAGGCGGAUCGAUGUGGACAAGAUCUUAGCGGUGUCUCUGAGCACAAUGCAGGACGACGUCUUGAUACUGCACGAGCAGGAGUACGACAGCCUGCUGGAGUGCAUUUUUAAGACCGAGUUCAUCAGCUUGCUUGCUCAAAGGUUUGAGGAGAAAACCCAGAGGAAGCUACCGCUUAAGUUCAGUAACACACUGGAGAUGAAGUUGAAGAAGGAGAACUGGGGCUUCUUGAGUGGCGGCGGCUCCAGGCAGGUCACAUUUGUCCAAGGUCAGGGAGACAUGCCUGUCCUGAAGCCUUCGAGCAAAUCUCUGCAGGUCAGCAUCGGACCCGGGCUUCCCAAGAAUACACGCCCAACCAGGAAGAGCUUCACUCAGAGUCGCUCAAACAUGUCCAGAAGCCACCAGCACACCCCAUCACGAGCUGCACCGGGACCUCCAGUUUCACACCAGAACGGUGGCAUAAAAAACACCAACCAUGUCACCAAUCAGAGAAAUUCACAGCAUCACAGCAAGAGGCAUCCAUCGUCCCACAACUCAGCGCACCCAGUCCUGCCCAGCAACAUCAACCAGGUGAAGGAGCGAGGCGGCAGUCGCCAGCAGCCGAACUUAGACUGUCUGAGAGUCCCCGAUCAAGGAGCAGCAGGUCCUGGAGGCAGACCGCCCACUUCAAACGGAGGAAUGGCCCACAGACCGUCAGCCAGCAGGCCUCCGCCGGGAGGAGGACGACCCAAGCCUGCACCCAAACCCAAGCCCCAGGUGCCCCAGUGCAGAGCUUUGUACGCCUACGAUGCUCAGGACACAGACGAGCUCAGCUUCAACGCUGACGACGUCAUCGACAUAAUCAAAGAGGAUGUGUCCGGGUGGUGGACAGGACGCCUUCGUGGGAAGCAGGGACUUUUCCCCAACAACUACGUCACCAAGAUCUAGGAGCUGCAGGUUUCACAGCACACGGAGGAGAGAACGCUUCAUCCCAGCUGACCUUCUCAGAGGAAGGGGCGGAGCUUAGAAGCUUACAGUUGGAGAGAGAAGCACAAUGAGACACUUCCUCCACUUUACUGCCUUAGAGUACACGAAUGUAACUCCCGGUUACACCAGCAGACUAAAAGAUCAUCGAGCUUGAAAUGAGGCUCUAAAGACAAAGAAGACUGUUUGACCGAGGGUCUGAUUUCUUUUCCCUUCACAGUCCCUCUGAGUACUGAACAAAACUAUUUAUUGUAUUUAUAGCUUCUGUGUUCUCCUUACUGUCAUUUAUAUCUUGCUGAGAACUUUUAGCUCAAAACAUUUUUGAAGCGCUGGAAUGAAAUCUGCUAAAUCUGUGGGACCAGGCUGUGAUUUUUACUCUCAACACGUUGUUUCGUUUAGCUUGUUUUAGAUGAAGGUUUGAUUGCCGAAGCAAACGUGGAUGUGUCCGUGUCAAAAAUGAAGUGACUGCUGUUUUACCAGGAAAUAUUUAUUUUUGGUGCAAAACUGUAACUACUUUCCAGGAACAGAUAUUCAUUAAAUCGCCACACUGUGAUUUCUAAUGAUUAGAAAUACCAAAGCAAUACCCAAACCAGUCAAAGGGCAGUGUAGUAAAGUGGUUAAUCACUAUGUCUUUGCUUUUCUAGCACACCAGUAUAUUAGACUAACAGUAGAGGCCAUGUAUACUGUAACCUGAGCAUGCUGUCUGCGGUCUAUUAGCACUUUAUUAGCACCGGUACUACCUUGGACACAGACAUCGUUCAUGCCACAGCCAGUAAGUCAAGUUGAUGAAGGACAAGUUGCCAAGAUAGCAAUAAGUCGCUUUGGUAAUUAAUUUGUUUACAUUAAAUGUUAAAAACAGGCAUUUUAGAUCUGAUUCUGUAUAUGUGUUCAUAUGUAGGAGGAUGCCUGGUGCUGGUUAGAAUUUAAAUUAAAUAUUUUUUUGUUUUGUAUUUUCUCUGAAGGAUUUUAACAUGCUGGUUUUCAUCUGCCUUUGUUGCUCACAGAUCUGCUUUAUUUCCUGUUCCGCUCGGUGUGGUUACUAUCACAGAUCACGGUGAACGGAUUUUUGUUUCGUCAAGUGCACCGAUUUGUUUUUAGGUGAAUUUGUUGGCAUUUUUCCCUGUGGCGCUGCAAACUAUUUAACUUGUGCUCGACUGUUUCUGCACAUCUUUUUGCACUGCUUUCAUUACUUACACAUUCCUUUUUUUUUCCAAAUAAAAUAACCACAUUAUACUCUGGUCAGUGACAACUGCUGGGACUUCUGUCAUAAAACCUCUGCAUCAUGAAAUAUAGUUUGAACAGAUGGUGGAAAGUAUCCUUGUGCAAUACACAACAGUAGAUCAGUCCUUUAAUAAAGCAUGUAAUACUGCAUAUUUAA
Messenger RNA from Haplochromis burtoni (Burton's mouthbrooder), 5187 nucleotides. RefSeq names its product myosin IEa (gene myo1ea). Gene Ontology annotation, cellular component: myosin complex; plasma membrane; vesicle. The record is from RefSeq and is a predicted model, not a curated record. NCBI's taxonomy places the organism in Eukaryota, Metazoa, Chordata, Actinopteri, Cichliformes, Cichlidae. Gene Ontology annotation, molecular function: actin filament binding; microfilament motor activity; ATP binding. The transcript has 29 exons. Gene Ontology annotation, biological process: actin filament organization; vesicle transport along actin filament. The coding region runs from base 414 to 3773 and encodes 1119 amino acids.